AUGACUUGUGAAAGCGUUGGGAUUUUAGUAAAAGCAUUUUAUAUAUAUAAUAAGAUCGAUGCAGAAGCAUUGGUUUCGGUGAAGUAUUUUUAAAUUGCUCUCUUUUGUGUAUUAAACGUAAUAACCUUUUUCGAUAGGUUAAAAAAGGAGAAUAUGUUUGGGCGUGUUCAGUGUAUAGAUAGAUGUGCUUUAAAGGAUGAAUUAAAAGUGUUUUAAGCCUUCAAAAGAGAAAGUAGAUUUUCAACAAGGAAGUUAUUUGCUUCUGAAUAUAAUUCAGUGAUACAUAAAAGACGAUAUAGUGAUUACAAUGAAACAAUUAAUCAACCAAAAACAAUAACUCAUAUCGAACUUUCGCAUUAAAGAACAUUUUGGUUUAAUUCAUUUUAUCUUGAAUUUCCAUGAGCAUUUGACAUGGCAUCAAAGCAUAUUCAGUGUGAAAUGUGCUGUGACGAAAGUGCAGUUGGAUAUUGCAAAAUUUGUGGAUACGUUGGUGAAACUUGUGUAGAUAUUCAUAAGACAGUAAAGGUGUUUCAAAAGCAUACUAUCAUUAUUCAUGUGGCUGUGAAAAUGCACGAGGAUGAUACAGAAAAUCUCAAUGUGCAAUUACGGGACAUCACAGAAGAAAGAUGUAAGCAGCAUCAGACUGAGAAGGCUAUGUUUCUAUGUAAUAUUCAUGAUUCCAUGAUUUGUGGCCGAUGUCUUCAUUCGGAUCAUAUUCCUUGUGCAAAAGAAGUUGUUGACUUGUUGCAUGAAGUAGUUAACAUUGACUGCGAGAAAGUCAACACAAUGAAGUUCGUGCUAAAGGAGGUAAGAGAUGAAAUUCUGUUUUUGAAAGAUGAAGCAGAACACUGUAAGGAGAGCUCCAAUGAAAAUUCUGAUAAAUGUAUGCAAGAAUGUAUUGAGUUAGGAAAUAAAAUAAAACGACGGGUAGAUGAAUUGACCAGUGGCAUUAGAGAAAAGAUAUCAGAGAAACAUAACGAAAAUUUGAAGAUGCAGUCCCAUAUUACUAAAACUUGUGAUGAGAAAACCAAGUGGUGUGAUCAUAAAGAAAGAAAAAUUGAUAAUUUUGUAGCAAAUAAUAUGGCUGGGUACUUGUACCUAAUGAGUAGACAUUUUGAGAAUGAGAUUUCGGAUGCCAGAUCCCACCUUAAAGAAAUCAAACAUAAACACAGUUUUAAAGGGUUUGACUUCAAAGAAAACAAAGUCAUCCUAAAAUGCCUGUUUGAAGAUUUGGAGGAGGUUUGUGAACAACAAGACGAAGUCACUGGGAGCGACGAUGGAAGUGCCAACGAUGUUGUCGCAUCAACUGCAAAAAUAAACAAGACUCGCCGGGAGCUCAACGUACUGCUGAAUCAAAUCAAGCAAGACUUAGAUAAAUCAGAACAGGACAGGAAGACACUGUGUGAUGAGUUGCAACGAGUGAAACAAGACAUUGACAAUUCAGAAACGAAACGGAAGGGUCUCGAACAAGAAUUAUUGAAAGCAAAACGAAGCAUAGAGGAAGCUAAAAAGGAAACAGCAACACUUCGGGCACAUAUCAAAGAAAACUGCAAAUGGACUCAGCCCACUGGAAAAGUUGCGGUUAAGGACUAUCCUUAUAACAUCACUUUGGCUUUUACAUUCCCGGAUGGCAUACAGACGACGCGCCAUCCGUCCCCGAGAAACCCGAUAAAAGGCGGCACGUUCACAGGACUUUUGUUUCCCAACUCUGAGGGCAAGCUGCUAUGUAGGAUGUUAAAGGAGGCGUUUAGGAGAGGGGUGAUGUUCAUCUGUGGGAUGGAAGGAAAAGUUGUCCUGGAUGGCGUCUCAUUAUAUGAUGGACCAUUGGAAAUUUACACGGUGGUGUUACCAUCGGGUUACGUUAAUUACAUACGGGCAUUGAAAUCGGAGCUAUCAGCCAAAGGUAUCACAGAGGCGGAUAUAGAUCAGACUGAGGAGCUGUACGAGACCUUGACAGUUGACGGUCCACGCUUUCUCGAAGCUUCGCCGCUGCAUUCUUAAAUAAGAUGUGAGCAGAUGUGUAGACAUGGAGGCGAAUGUCGAUGAUAUAUUAUCGACAAUCUAUUGUACGUGGUCGUCUGUUAUGGAUAUCAUUUUUCUCAAAGAUUUCCUGUUAAAAUAAUUAAGCGUGUUGUAAAGGAUGUUUUAAUGAGAUGUUGUACUCAUACGUGGAACAGAAAAUGUUGUUGUUACCGAGCUUACAAAUAUACGAAGAUCAAUAGAAGCUAUAUUCUGGAGUGUUUUGCUGGAUAAAGUAGAACGUACAUUUAAUGUACAUAUAAUGAUAAUCAUAUUAUAUCAGCAAUUUCGAUGACAUUUUGUUCAUACAAUAGUUUUAUAAGUUUGAAUGUGGUAUGUCAAUCUAAUAAAUUUUAAUGAAAUGUUUAAUCCACUAUGUUUAAAACAUGAUUUGACUUUUUCUUUUAUACCUAUAAUUAUAAAUAUGUUGAAAAACUGAUAACAUAUCGCAUGACGCAUAUCUGUACAUUUCACCAAAAACCUCGAGCGAUGUUGCUUACUCGUGUAUUAAUUUUAGAUCAUGUCGAUGUUAAAUAGUACCUCAAAAAGUGCGUUUGUGACGAUUGUUUUUAUUUCCAUUUUAAGUAAGAGUAUUGCGUUCUUAUGUAUUUAAUUGUGCCAUAUUGUGAUUUAAUCAACUAGUUUUUAUGAGGCUUUGCGUGUAGACAAAUGCUUACAAGGGCAGUGAUCUCGUCUUUCACUAUCAGUUCCAAUUCGGUUCCCACAACAUCUAUAAAUAAAGCGUUUUAAUGCAUAUAUGGUCAAACUGUGUUGUAUGUACGUUAUGUGUUAAUCUUGUGGUGUAUUUUGAGCCCUAGUUGUUUAACUCUUAAGACCGUUGUUGCUUCAAUAUUUGACAACUUAAGUUGAGCCUACAGUUUCUCAAAUUGUAUUACAAUUGUAUCCAAAGGCGGUUUGUGUUUGAUGCAAGUAAUCCAGUACAAGCACAUUUUGUAAGGUUACAACUUAGCUAAGAGCGAUAUUAUUGUCAACAUAAACAAAGGAAUUUCUGUUGAACAAUGUGUUCAUCUAUGUUUCAAAUAUAUAUUUAUUAUUAAGUGCAUUGCAGUUAUCAACAUGUUUGUCGCUUUUAAUUAAGACUUUAUAACAACGUUCUCUACGCCAUAAUUACAUAUACAUCAGAGUGGUUUAAUCUUAAAUUCAAUAUAGUUAUUACCUUUUCAUCGCUCUUAAAUGUAUGUGAUUGUGCUACAGUAAAAGAAUACGUUAGACAGUACAUACUAGUAGAUUAUUUCAAGGUAAAUGUAAAUGAGACGGGACUAGUUAUGUUAUUCAAAACGUUCUGCUUUGCAGUUUAAAAUGAUUUGAAUUCAGAAGAAAAACUUAAGUUCAUACAAUUAUUCUUGACAAGUGAUCCAUUGAAUAUGAUCCGAUAUUGAAUGGUUACCUAUUCAAUUAGUGGGCAUUUUAUGUGACCAUUUAUUUUGUAUUUGCCAACUUAAAGCCUUGUGUUUAAUUCCAUUUGAUUAAAGAAUGAUGUAUGCUACCAUCAUAAUAAUAUUAUAUCAAACGGACCGAAAAAACAUUGAAUGUAUUUUUUGAUAAUAUUCAUUUUUUUAAGAUCAGGAUUAAGAUAAACUCCCAGCGAUAUAUUUUGCUUAGUUGAUGGUUAUGACCAAUGACGGACUGUACAUUUAUAUGUCAUAUACUAAAUUACUGAAUCUUGUUAUGUCAUCUUCAAUUUUGUUUUGGAAGCCAUGCAAGUUUUUCAGUUAAAGCUGUAUAGUAUCAUGAUAUGGUAUUCAAUGUAUUGUAUAUUAUCUGUCUUAUAAUUAUUAUUCCUGAAUGUAGCCAUUGGCAUACUGUGUUGUAAAAAUUGAUGUGAAAUAUGCCUUGUAUUACACGAUGUCUGUCUAUUAUACCAUGUCUGUAAUGUAAGUUAACAUCAUAAUCGGAAAAUAA
This is a messenger RNA of Mya arenaria, 3942 nucleotides long. RefSeq lists its product as uncharacterized. The transcript is spliced from 10 exons. The record is from RefSeq and is a predicted model, not a curated record. Lineage: Eukaryota; Metazoa; Mollusca; Bivalvia; Myida; Myidae. Gene Ontology annotation, molecular function: zinc ion binding. Bases 412 to 2001 code for a protein of 529 amino acids.